GCAGAAGCUGAGACUUAGAACCUCAAGGACUCACUGUGGGUGCCCAGCAUGAUGUCCUAUGGGGACAGAGUGGGGGGACCGGCUGUCUCCCCACUUCCAGUCCGUGGGAGACACGUGGUGCAUGGGACAGCCUUUGCUUAUGUGCCCAGCCCACAAGUCCUGCACAGGAUUCCAGGGACAUCCACCUAUGCAUUCUCCAGUCUAAGCCCAGUGACCCUCACAGAGCACAGUUGUCCCUGUGGGGAGGUCCUGGAAUGCCAUGAGCCACUACCUGCCAAGCUGGCCCAGGAAGAGGAGCAAAAGCCAGAGCCCAGGCUGCCUCAGAAGUUGCGCCAGGCUAGCACAAAGCUCCUCAAGGUCCCGCUGAUGCUGGGCUUCCUGUACCUCUUUGUCUGCUCUCUGGACGUGCUCAGCUCCGCCUUCCAGCUAGCCGGGGGGAAGGUGGCUGGUGACAUCUUCAAGGAUAACGCCAUCCUGUCCAACCCAGUGGCAGGGCUGGUGGUGGGGAUUCUGGUGACAGUCCUGGUGCAGAGCUCCAGUACCUCGACAUCCAUCAUCGUCAGCAUGGUCUCCUCUGGCUUGUUGGAGGUGAGCUCUGCCAUUCCGAUCAUCAUGGGCUCCAACAUUGGAACCUCGGUCACCAACACCAUUGUGGCCCUGAUGCAGUCAGGGGACAGGACUGACUUCCGACGGGCUUUUGCAGGGGCCACAGUGCAUGACUGCUUUAACUGGCUGUCUGUUCUGGUCCUGCUGCCGCUGGAGGCUGCCACGGGCUACCUGCACUAUGUCACUGGGCUCGUGGUUGCCUCUUUCAACAUCCGUGGUGGCCGAGAUGCCCCUGACCUUCUCAAGGUCAUCACAGAACCCUUCACGAAGCUCAUUAUCCAGCUGGACAAGUCUGUCAUCACCAGCAUUGCCGUGGGGGAUGAGUCCCUGAGGAAUCACAGUCUCAUCAGGAUUUGGUGCCACCCAGACCCACCAGAGGCUUCCACUUCUAUGUCCAGGAUAGAGGCCAACAUCAGCUUUGCAAACACCACCGUGGGGAAAUGCAACCAUCUCUUUGUGGACACGGGGCUGCCGGACUUGGCCGUGGGGCUCAUCCUGUUGGCUGGCUCUCUGGUGGUUCUGUGCAGCUGUCUCAUUCUCCUUGUCAAGAUGCUCAACUCUCUGCUCAAGGGCCAAGUGGCCAACGUCAUCCAGAAGGCCAUCAAUACGGACUUUCCCGCCCCCUUCACCUGGGUCACGGGCUACUUUGCCAUGAUCGUGGGUGCCAGCAUGACCUUUGUUGUCCAGAGCAGUUCUGUGUUUACCUCCGCCAUCACCCCACUCAUCGGCCUGGGUGUGAUCAGUAUUGAGCGUGCCUACCCUCUCACCCUGGGCUCCAACAUUGGCACUACCACAACAGCCAUCCUGGCAGCACUGGCCAGCCCCAAGGAGAAGCUAUCCAGCUCCUUUCAGAUCGCCCUCUGUCACUUCUUCUUCAACAUCUCGGGCAUCUUGCUGUGGUACCCACUGCCCUGCACACGCCUGCCCAUCCGCAUGGCCAAGGCGCUGGGCAAACGCACCGCCAAGUACCGCUGGUUUGCCGUCCUCUACCUCCUCGUGUGCUUCCUGCUUCUGCCCUCACUGGUGUUCGGCAUCUCCAUGGCAGGCUGGCAGGCUAUGGUCGGUGUGGGUGCACCCUUUGGGGCCCUGCUGGCUUUUGUGGUGCUCGUUAAUGUCCUGCAGAACCGAAGUCCUGGGCACCUACCCAAGUGGCUGCAGACAUGGGACUUCCUGCCCCGCUGGAUGCACUCUUUGCAGCCCCUGGAUGGCCUGAUCACACGAGUCACCUUGUGCUAUGCCAGGCCUGAGCCCCGUUCACCCCAACUUCCCCCCAGAGUCUUUCUGGAGGAGCUUCCGCCUGCCACACCCUCCCCCCACCUCGCACUGCCUGCUCACCACAAUGCCACCCGUCUCUAG
Molecule: messenger RNA, 1962 nt
Organism: Chionomys nivalis (European snow vole)
Lineage: Eukaryota; Metazoa; Chordata; Mammalia; Rodentia; Cricetidae
Gene: Slc34a1
Product: solute carrier family 34 member 1
Exons: 13
Coding region: 49-1962 (637 amino acids)
Biological process (GO): sodium-dependent phosphate transport; intracellular phosphate ion homeostasis
Cellular component (GO): apical plasma membrane; vesicle; brush border
Molecular function (GO): sodium:phosphate symporter activity
Source: RefSeq, a predicted model, not a curated record